GUCACUUCCUCUGCUUGCUAACUUGACAUUGUUAUGGAGUGUCUUACAGGGAGAGCGGCUACAUUCAUGUGAACUUUCGUCCUCAUUUUAAUGUUAUUCAGCACUCAGCCUAUCUAGUUAAGAAGUAGUCGCCGUGAGCAUGGCGGACCGGGAGGAGCGCCGCUUCGCCGAAAUUUCCCGGGAGUCCGUGAAACUCAUGGCCGAGAGUGCAGGCGUUGAGCUCGGCGACGAUGUGGCCGGUCUGCUGGCUGAAGACGUGUGUUACCGGCUCAGGGAGGCAACGCAGAGCAGCUCUCAGUUCAUGAGACAUGCCAAGAGGAGGAAGCUGACAGUAGAGGGCUUCAACAGAGCUCUGCGCUGGAGCAACGUGGAGGCUAUCUGUGGCUAUGGGGCUCAAGAUGCUCUGCCUUUCCGCUCAGUGAAAGAAGGUGAGCUUUUCUUCACUGAGGAGCGAGACAUCAACCUAGUUGAGUUGGCUCUGGCCACCAACAUUCCCAAGGGCUGUGCUGAGACCAUGGUGCGAGUGAAUGUGUCGUACCUGGAUGGAAAAGGUAACCUGGAACCUCAGGGAGCAGUUCCCACUGCAGUACAGUCGCUGUCAGAUGACCUGUUGAAGUACUACCAGCAGAUCACGCGGGCCAUCCUGGGAGAAGACCCCCACCUCAUGAAGGUGGCUCUGCUGGACCUCCAGUCCAACUCCAAAAUCGCUGCGCUGCUGCCAUACUUUGUUUACGUCAUCAGCGGGGUGAAGUCAGUCAGCCACGACCUGGAGCAGCUCAACAGACUCCUCCACAUGGUGAAGAGCCUGGUCCAGAACCCCUACCUGUACCUGGGCUCGUACGUGCGUAGCCUGGUCUCUAGUGUCAUGUACUGCAUCCUGGAGCCUCUGGCAGCCUCCAUCAACCCGCUCAACGACCACUGGACCCUCCGAGACUACGCAGCCCUGCUACUCAGCCACAUCUUCUGGACUCAUGGUGAUCUGGUGAGUGGUCUCUACCACCAGAUCCUGCUGUCCCUGCAGAAGGUUCUGUCGGACCCUGUGAGACCUCUCUGCUCCCACUAUGGAGCUGUGGUGGGCCUUCAUGCUCUGGGAUGGAAGGCUGUCGAGAGAGUGCUCUUCCCACACCUUCCUGCCUACUGGGCCAACCUGCAGGCUGUGCUGGAUGACUACUCUGUUUCCAACGCGCAGGUCAAAGCAGAUGGACACAAAGUCUAUGGAGCUAUCCUGGUGGCAGUGGAGCGCCUGCUGAAGAUGAAGGCCCUGUCUCUGUCUCAGCAAGCAGAAGGAGGCUCCAGCGGUCAGCCGGGCUCCACGGCGGGCGCUAUGGGUUACAGGGUGAGCUCCCCCGGCCUCAGCCCACCUCCAGAGCCUCUAUCAGAGGCCGCCCUGGGAAUCGCCAGCCACCUUCAGGCCGGUGGAGCCGGCUGCCCGUGGGAGGAGUGGACCCCCGUCCCUCUCCCCGCCAUGUACUGUGAGCUCUACUCCUUCUUUGGAGACAGCCUGGCUGUCAGGUUUAGUACAGGACCCGGGUUUGGCAGCUACCCUCCCUGCACCCUGUCACAGCUCGGCGAUGCCAGGAAGGAACCCGCCGGACCGGCUUCUAACCCCGACACCACCCGUAAGAUGCCACAGCUGACAGCAAACCUCAACAUCAGCCCGAGGCAGGAUGGGAGUCCACGCACUGAUCCGCCUCCACCCAGCCUGGCAGCAACGGGAUCAGGAAGGUCUCUGGCUCGCUCCUCUUCAUCCUCUAUGCAGCGCUCCAGAUCCUCCUCUUCACGUUCAGGCCAGCGCUCGGCAGGUCUGUCUCGUGACGUUUUCCCUAAAGCUCGCUUCACCUCUCCUCAAACAGGACCUACGGCUUUCUCCUUCCUCAUUGGCGGGAGACAAAUGGGCCGCCGCUGCCAAGGCCGCCGCCCCUUCCAGACCACUUUUGCCCCGACUACACCUCUCCCUGCCAUCCCACCACGUGCCUACGCCCAUAAACUAUCUGUCAUUGGCAGGGUGAGCAAACCUGUACGCCGCUGGGCAUGUUCCCACUACUCCCUCCAUCUCCCUCUCUAGAAGAGAGUCUCAGGCACAAGAGGUGGGCUUUAGACUGCAGUGCUACAAAGUAGGCUUUCACUGCUACAGACAUUUACAGGCACGUAUUCAUAUUUUCAGCUUAGACUGUUGAUAUAUUGCAAGGAUUUUCAGUUUUUAAUGGUUGAAACAAACAAAAACAACAAAGGCCUGAUCAGUUCACAUUGUGAUAAACUCCUCUGUGUAGAAUAAAAAAUCGAUAUAUUUUUUUACAGACAAUGUGGUACACGGUAGUGUAUGCCCCCAAUAGUCCAACAUAUUCAACCUGGGGACAUUCAUGUUCACCAGAAAUGUCUCAUUUUUCUAUGAUCACAAUCAUUUGAAAGAUGCUGUUAUCAUAUUAAAACGAACACACACAUAGAGGCUCUAAUAUAAAGUGACACUUGUGUUUAAAAUACUUUUGUGUACAAGAGGCAACUAAAACACAUCACAUCUAGUUUUGAGAUGCUCUGGGAUGUUGAUCUCUCUCAGACAUUAAAGGGGACCUAUUAUGCUUUUCAUUAUUUUCUGUCAUAUAAAUAUUAGAAUGUCGGAUGUUCAUGUUAAAAGCGGCCGUGUCAAAUAAUGAGGUAAACAUAUGUAGAAGUAAUCCCUGUGGGCAAAUAGCACUGGUUUCACACUGCUCUGAAUGCUCGGUUUCCAACGUUUUUUUUUCUUUUAGCCCGAGCCAACGUCGGCUUGUGACAGGUUUCCUUAUAUGGUCAUCUGCUCCACGCACAGCGUACAAGUUCACUCCUCUGUUCACAUUUCACUUACUGUUUGUUCUUCACAAUAAAAGUUUCCCUUGAUUUAGUCAUUUAAAAGCUUUUAAUAUGAAGCAAUAAAUCAGGAAAUGUAGGAUUUGCAUCAGCGGUAACUUAACAUGACUCUGAUACAUUCGGAAUGCCUGCCAGUCAGAUCAGAGACAGGAGCUAAGACUGCUUGUUAGAGACAGUGGCUGAACUGAGGGGCUGCAGAAAAGGGCCAGUAUAAAAUAA
Thunnus maccoyii (southern bluefin tuna) is the source of this 3060-nucleotide messenger RNA. It is a transcript of the gene taf6l, whose product is annotated as TAF6-like RNA polymerase II, p300/CBP-associated factor (PCAF)-associated factor. Gene Ontology annotation, molecular function: transcription coactivator activity; protein heterodimerization activity; RNA polymerase II general transcription initiation factor activity. Bases 140 to 2065 code for a protein of 641 amino acids. The record is from RefSeq and is a predicted model, not a curated record. Lineage: Eukaryota; Metazoa; Chordata; Actinopteri; Scombriformes; Scombridae. The transcript has 12 exons. Gene Ontology annotation, cellular component: SAGA complex; transcription factor TFIID complex; SLIK (SAGA-like) complex. Gene Ontology annotation, biological process: transcription initiation at RNA polymerase II promoter; RNA polymerase II preinitiation complex assembly.